GCACAGGGAUAUACAUUGUGAUCACUUCCUGUUGUCAAAAUGGGAAAGUUUCCCUGUUGCCAUGGUGACCUAUUUCAAACGCAGCAGCUGUGCUUCAGCAAGCGAGAGAGAACAACUUUAUUAGCAGGUGGAUUAUGCCCGGAUUACAGCUUUCUGUUCCCUACAUUAGUCGCUGGAAAGAAGAGGAAAAGGAAAAAGGGAAGCAUCAAAAACAACCCGGAGGAAAAACCUGGAUCAAUCAGGAUAUGAACUGCGAAAGGAGCAGAACUUAUUGAACGCCUGUUGUUGCCAUGGCAGCAGGGGCCAUAUUAGCUCCUCUUAUCAUCCCCAUCACUCAUCCUCUGACUCGAAAAUCCAAGAACCACAUCGAUACCAAAACACCCAUCUCCAUUCAGUCAGAUUCUGCAGGUGUGCUGAUCUUCUUUACCUUGGAUGGUUCUAAGCCAGUGGCAGGACAGCGUGGGUCAGAUGGCAGCAGCAGGAAGUAUACAGAUCCCAUCCUGCUUCCUGCCGGUCAGGUGACUGUCAGAGCCAUGGCUGUUACAAGGGAUGGCAGAGAGAGCUCAGUGGUCACCAAGGGCUUUUCUGUGGAUCAGGUGGAAACAGGCAUCUCAGAUGAUAGCAGGGAUGGUCUGCAGAAAAAAACGCAGCAACAGCCUAUAGGAACUUUGGGUUCUAUUGAGCACUUUGCUGGUUCUGCUCAAAGACCUGCAGGUCCUUGCUUUCUAAACGGACGCUUUGGCUCCAGAGGCUCCAAGAUCAAAGCUACUGCCCUCUUGAUGGGUUCUUCCCGGCGCUCCCGAUCUGCGGAUUCACGACAUCAGGAGCAGCUGAGCAAAACGCAGUGGUCCGAAGUUCAGAGGGACAAAGACUUCCCGUGGUGUCCUCGGUGUCUCAGUGCCCGUCCUCCAGACCCGUUUGCCCGGUUCUGUCCUCAGUGUGGUUCUGUGAUUCCGCCAGUAACUGCCCCCAAGCCGUCCCCCGCUGAGACGGGACAGGUGAUGCAACCGUCCACCAUACUGCUGAGGGAAGCUGCAGAAUCUCUAAGUAAAUGUGUGUGGUCUGGUCAGAUGCUGCGGUGCGCUUCCUGCCAAUCUCUGGUUCCCGUUAAUACUCAGACCUGUUUGAUCUGCGAGACGUCCACAGAUAGAUCCCAGCAGCCAUUGCUCAGUCUGCAGGGUCAUGCGUUGUGUCCUUCCUGUGGAAGUUGGAAUCCAGCUAAGCUUUCCAGCUGUGUGACCUGUGAGAGUCGUCUGCAGCCGGUUAAUCAAGGCCACAACAGCGCCCCCUCUCGCCAGGCGGCAGAUGACAGGAUGUUUUCCUGCUCCAGAUGUGAGCGUUUAAACCGUGGUGACGCCAGAUUCUGUGACUGGUGCGGCAUAAAGCUCCGUAACACCAUCAGCUGUGUGUCGUGUUGGCAAUGCGGAGCAAGCGCGCAUCCCGGUGCUCUCUUCUGCACUUCCUGUGGCGUGUUCCUGGAUCAACAUUCCCCAUCCAAACCAUGCAAUGACACUACACCAACUGCAGAGGUCACCACCUACAGCCAGGUUUCAGCUCUGACCCAAAAUGAUGCAGCCCAGAAGGCCAUGCCCCCAUCAAUCUCCGCCCCCAGGUUGAAAGUUGGCCCUCCCUCUGUGGAUCAGGCUACACAGACUGUAGGACUCUACUUCCCCUCAUCCAUGGCACUACAGAAGAAGGAACAGCAGAGGGCAAUACAACAUACUCAAGAGCUGGCGAACCGAGACCGCCGACCGCCGCUCACUGCCAUUAGCCCUGGUCGAGGUUACUGGAGGAAGCAGUUGGACCAUGUGUGUGCUCACCUGAGAAGUUACACCCAGAACCAUUCCUCCUUCAGGACUCUGCUGGCAGAACCACGUCUGGGACAGAUGAUCUCAGCUGUGAUUCAGGAGGAUCAGCAGGAAGUCAUUCUGACCUUAAGCUUUUCCUGUGUUGCUCCGGAGCAACAGCAGGUUGGACUUCAUGGAAACAUUGACGGUCCAGUCCAGGGAGGGUCUGGGAUACCGAGUCAGGCCCAGACUCUGAGCCACGUCACGGAGCAAUCUACAGUCAGAACCAGUCUAGGAAGUCGUCUGCUGUCAGGUCUUAGAAGACCCAAUCGAAACCUGAAACCAGGACCAUCGGUGACUGACUGUCAGCUGCUGAAGGAACUGGGUCCAGAUAGAGGCCGGAUCGCAACCAUCCAGCACCUUCUGGAUCAGGGGGCGGACCCAUCCUGCUGUGGGAGUGACAGCCGCCACGCCUUGGCGGUCGCCGUGGUGAACAGUCACUACGACGUGCUUCCUGUUUUGAUUCAGCGAGGAGCCGACGUUGACCAACAGUCUGGACCGAUGAGGAACACUGCUCUGCAUGAAGCUGCAGCUAUGGGCUCUGAGGGGCUGCAGAGCGCCAAGCUCCUGCUGAGGUGCAAGGCGAGCGUGAGAAGGAGGAACGCUGCUGGUCAGACAGCAUACGACAUGGCGGUGACCUCCGGCUGCGACGACAUGAUGUCCCUGCUGGCGGCUCAGACAGGACUGGAUUUACUGGGAAGGUCCCAUCAGAACCUGGACAUCAUCUGAGUGAUAUAUGUGACCAAAACCAGUCAGCAGCUCUGAAACGUUUCUGACUGCAGCUCCAGGCCGUUCUGUUUCCAUCCGACUCCCAAGUUCCUCUAAAACAUGUCAUUUUUUACACUUAUAUUGAGAUAAAGUGGGGUUUUCUUACACAGAAC
Messenger RNA from Cyprinodon tularosa, 2728 nucleotides. RefSeq names its product double zinc ribbon and ankyrin repeat domains 1 (gene dzank1). The record is from RefSeq and is a predicted model, not a curated record. NCBI's taxonomy places the organism in Eukaryota, Metazoa, Chordata, Actinopteri, Cyprinodontiformes, Cyprinodontidae. Gene Ontology annotation, biological process: eye photoreceptor cell development. Gene Ontology annotation, molecular function: protein binding.